ACUGCUCGCAAAACUCUCCAUACCUUCACCCGUCCCCCGCGCCCCCUCCUCCGGGUUCUUCCUGCGGGUAGAUUCCCCUUCUCACAUGGCGAGGGCGUGGGCCUCCGUUUGGCCGACCGUGAAGCGCUGCAUCACCGGCGGCCUCAUCGGCCUUUUCGUCGCGGAUCGGUACGCCUCCCUGGCCAGCGUGCACGGCGCAUCCAUGCACCCCACCUUCGACCCCAAUCCGGCCGAAUUCGCGCUGGUGGAGAAGCUCUGCCUCGGCCGCUACGACUUCUCCCGUGGCGACGUCGUCGUCUUCCGGUCGCUGACGGACCACCGGGAUCUGGUGGUGAAGCGGUUGAUUGCGCUGCCCGGCGAUUGGAUCCAGGUCCCGGAGAAGCAGGAGAUCCGGCAGAUCCCGGAGGGCCACUGCUGGGUGGAAGGGGACAAUGCCACCGUCAGCUGGGACUCCAGAGGCUAUGGUCCUGUUCCUCUGGGUCUGAUGCAGGGGAGGGUCACACACAUAGUCUGGCCACCCAAUAGAUUUAGUCGAGUCGACAGAAAGAUGCCAGAAGGAAGGAUUAUGCCACGGCAAUGACCUCUUCUUUGGUCUCCUGUUAUGCUGGUUAUCCAGCACUUCAUUCCCAUACUAGGGUAGAACACCAUUAGUAAUGACAGAAGCCUCAAGAUGUACCGAAGUGCCUUAGGCAGUGAAGUAAAGGAUGUGAUACUGUCGGUGUUGGUGAGAAUUUUAUCCCUGAUAGCACUGUUAGAAUCCAUUGUAGGAAUUCGUGGCGCCAUGCAGCCAUGGUGAGGAGCUUUGAUUGUUGCAAGCAUUUAAGAUGUAUAAUGCAAUACUGAAAUAUCUCCAUUCCUUCAAGAGCAAAAAAUAUUAACAUCUAA
Molecule: messenger RNA, 885 nt
Organism: Phragmites australis (common reed)
Lineage: Eukaryota; Viridiplantae; Streptophyta; Magnoliopsida; Poales; Poaceae
Exons: 3
Coding region: 86-580 (164 amino acids)
Biological process (GO): mitochondrial respiratory chain complex assembly
Cellular component (GO): membrane; mitochondrial inner membrane peptidase complex
Molecular function (GO): serine-type endopeptidase activity
Source: RefSeq, a predicted model, not a curated record